CUGCAGCAGCAGAGGCUGGCCAGGCGGAACGCGGGCUGAGGCCGGGGCCUCCGGGUGGUGGGGCCUCCGGGUGGUGGGCCCGCGAACCCCCGCGUCCCCGAGCCCCGACUCCCCCUCCUUGCCGGACCAUGCGCGCCCCCAGCCGCCCCGGAGGCUGAGCCCGUCUGCCCGCGCCGCCGUCGCCCUCCCGGCUGCCCAGCCAUGGCCUUGCCGGGCGCCGAGGGCGCGGCUGACAGGCCGGUGUCCCCGGCCCGGGGCGCCCCCGCCGGCUCCGCGUCGUCGUCGUCCGCCUCCUCCGGCGGCUCGGCCUCCGCCUCGGCCUCGGCGGGCGCGGGGCUGUGGGCCGCGCUGUACGACUACGAGGCGCGCGGCGAGGACGAGCUGAGCCUGCGGCGCGGGCAGCUGGUGGAGGUGCUGUCGCAGGACGCCGCCGUGUCGGGCGACGAGGGCUGGUGGGCCGGCCAGGUGCAGCGGCGCCUCGGCAUCUUCCCCGCCAACUACGUGGCGCCGUGCCGCCCGGCCGCCCUCCCCGCGCCCCCGCCGCCGCCGCCGCGGCCCGGCUCGCCCGCGCACGUCGACUUCGAGCGGCUGGAGCUCCGGGAGCUCAUCGGCGCCGGCGGCUUCGGGCAGGUGUACCGCGCCACCUGGCAGGGCCGGGAGGUGGCGGUGAAGGCGGCGCGCCGCGACCCGGAGCAGGACGCGGCGACAGCGGCCGAGAGCGUGCGGCGGGAGGCGCGGCUUUUCGCCAUGCUGCGGCACCCCAACAUCAUCGAGCUGCGCGGCGUGUGCCUGCAGCAGCCGCACCUCUGCCUGGUGCUCGAGUUCGCCCGCGGCGGAGCGCUCAACCGCGCUCUGGCCGCCGCCAAUGCCGCCCCGGACCCCAGCGUGCCAGGCCCGCGCCGCGCGCGCCGCAUCCCCCCACACGUGCUGGUCAACUGGGCCGUGCAGAUCGCCCGCGGCAUGCUCUACCUGCACGAGGAGGCCGUUGUGUCCAUCCUGCACCGGGACCUCAAGUCCAGCAACAUUUUGCUGCUUGAGAAGAUAGAACACGAUGACUUCCGCAAUAAAACGUUGAAGAUUACAGAUUUUGGGCUGGCGAGAGAAUGGCACAGGACGACCAAGAUGAGUGCCGCGGGCACCUAUGCCUGGAUGGCGCCGGAAGUCAUCAAGUCUUCCCUGUUUUCUAAAGGGAGUGACAUCUGGAGCUAUGGAGUCCUGCUUUGGGAGCUUCUCACAGGAGAAGUCCCCUACCGUGGCAUCGACGGGCUCGCCGUGGCCUAUGGGGUGGCCGUCAAUAAGCUCACUUUGCCCAUUCCAUCCACCUGCCCAGAGCCGUUUGCCAAGCUCAUGAAAGAGUGCUGGCAACAAGACCCCCACAUUCGUCCUUCGUUUGCCUUAAUUCUUGAACAACUGACAGCUAUUGAAGGGACGGUUAUGACCGAAAUGCCUCAAGAAUCUUUUCAUUCCAUGCAAGAUGACUGGAAGCUGGAAAUUCAACAAAUGUUUGAUGAACUGAGAACAAAGGAGAAGGAGCUGCGGUCCCGAGAGGAGGAGCUGACCCGAGCCGCGCUCCAGCAGAAGUCCCAGGAGGCGCUGCUCAGGCGGCGGGAGCAGCAGCUCGCGGAGCGGGAGAUCGACGUGCUGGAGCGGGAGCUGAACAUUUUGAUAUUCCAGUUAAACCAGGAGAAGCCCAAUGUCAAGAAGAGGAAGGGAAAGUUCAGGAGAAGUCGGCUGAAGCUCAAAGACGGCCAUCGAAUCAGUUUACCUUCAGACUUCCAGCAUAAAAUCACCGUCCAGGCCUCUCCCAACUUGGACAAACGGAAGAGUGUGAACAGCAACGGCUCCAGCCCACCCAGCAGCCCCACAGUGAUCCCUCGGCUCCGAGCGAUACAGCUGACUUCAGACGAAAGCAAUAAAACCUGGGGAAGGAACACAGUCAGUCGACAAGAAGAAUUUGAGGAUGUGAAAAAGAACUUCAGGAAAAAAGGUUGUACCUGGGGACCCAACUCAAUUCAAAUGAAAGAAAGAAGUGACAGCAAAGAAAGAAUAAGACCUCUCUCAGACGGCAACAGCCCUUGGUCAGCUCUCUUAAUAAAGAAUCCGAAAACCACGCCGUUGGCUUCAUUAUUUGUGGACCAGCCAGGUGCUUCUGAAGAGCCAAAAGUUUCCCCCGAUGGAUCAGAACACAGAAAACCAAAGCAAAUAAAAUCUCCUAGCCAAGCCUAUGUUGAUCUACCUCUUUGGAAAGAUGGCCAGAGAGAGGAUCCAGUAGAGCCGGGAAGCUGGGAGGAGGGCCCCUCUUCGAGCUCUGCUGCAAGCCCUCCUCAGGUGACCCCUACAAGUAGUCGGAGCAGGUCCCCCCAGAGGAAGAAGACGGAGUCUGCCCUGUACGGCUGCACCGUGCUGCUGGCGUCGGUCGCUCUGGGGCUGGAUAUCAGAGAGCUUCAUCAAGCACAGGCUGCCGGAGGACUGUUGCCCAAAGAAGAAAGGAAGAAACGUGAGGGGAUCUUCCAGUGGGCUCCCAAGUCCCGAGGCGGGGCCAGUCCUUCCACAAGACCACCGUCUAUGGGCGAGAGGGCCAGCAGCCCACCCUUACUCCCUCUGCCAAGCGCCAUAAGCCUUCUCUCCGGGCCCUCUCUUUCCACCAAGUGCUUGCUGCAGACGGACAGCGCAGAUCUGUCCGAGGGCAGCCCACGCGUCGCUUCGGACCCUGAGAUGCCCGCUCCAGGUUUUUGUGUGGCCAUCGGAGGACGUAGUCAUGAGCCGACCUCCACGCCAAGACUUGAGACUGAUCGCAGUCGAUGGAAAUACCCAUCUCCUCCUUUCCUAGAGCGGACGUGCAGGAAUGUGCCUUAUUCUGCUUCUUCGAAAGAACGAGCAUCACAUCACAGACGAACCCUCUCCGAGGGAAAUGCUUGUCAGACCCCAACAGCUGCUGCAGCUGCAACUCUCAGCUCAGACCCCGGAGCCUCGUACCUGCCCCCGAAGUGGACUCUGGGAACGCCCCGAUGUUCCCCGCCAAGGGAGGCCCCACCGGAAAAACAAAGAGCGGGCGCCCUGGUGCCCCCACCUCGCCUGCCGACCUUCAGGAGCCGCUCGGAGUCACAGCCCGCCAGGCAGGCACGGGUGCUCUCCUUUGGGCCGGGUCCGACUCCCCCCACCGCUUGUCCCCCCGGGGGGGCCGAGGACAGGACUACACCCCACGUGCCUUCCCUCCUGGACGCCGACACCCAAGGCCAGGGCAGGGACAGCCCGGUGCCUUUGGGCAGGAUGAUGAGCAGAGCCAGCCGGCCGGCCGUGCGGCAGCUCGAGGAGGAGUUUCUGUCUUAAGUGCCUUAUGUUCGAGCAUUUCUGUGUUUCGUUUUGUUUUUAAGGUGAACAAAUGAAAACGAUUUGAACUGUUAAAUACUGCUGUGUUUUUGAAAGCUGUGGCCAUGUUACUGAAGUAGUAAUGGAUGUCAACCUUUCCGAAAAAAUGUAUGUGAUUGCGGUUAGCAGUGUGUCGUUUUUCGGCUAAUGGAAUCUUAGGUAGUAACUUGGAAUGUGCAAAACAAGUGUAAAUGAGUGUGAAACAAGAAACGUGCAGCAAUGUAAAGCUAUGCUGGGUUCAGUUACCUGAAGCAUAGUUGUAAGGUUCUGCUGGUUCUCACCAGCAUCCCCCAAAACCCAAAUCGGAAUGAGGUGCGCCAUGUUUGUCCCUCCUUUUGUUUUCUCCCUGUUUGCCUUUCCUUCCUUCUCUUUCUUCCUUCCUUCCCUCCUUCCUUCCUUGUUUUUUUUUUUCUUUUUUUUGGUUUGUUUCUUUUGUUAUUUGUGCAACAAAAAGCCAAGAAUAAUGUGAUAUCAGUCAGUAAAGGUAUAUAUUUUGAAAAAAUUGAAGACUAGAAUAGAUGGUGAGCCCCAGUGACACCCCCUGAACUGAGCCGUGGGCUUACGACGACGCAUGGAUACAUAGAGGCAUCACAAGGAUGAUGCUUGUUUCUCUCUGAGGAAAUUUUACUGAAUGUAACUUGUAAACAUUUUACUGAAUGUAACUUCUAAACAUGUUAUCUAUCAGAACCCCAAAAUGGAUUUUUUUAAAUUUUAUUUAUUUGUCAGAGAGAAAGAGCACAAGCAGGGGGAGCAGCAGGCAGAGGG
Messenger RNA from Neogale vison (American mink), 4134 nucleotides. It is a transcript of the gene MAP3K21, whose product is annotated as mitogen-activated protein kinase kinase kinase 21. The transcript has 10 exons. NCBI's taxonomy places the organism in Eukaryota, Metazoa, Chordata, Mammalia, Carnivora, Mustelidae. The coding region runs from base 202 to 3330 and encodes 1042 amino acids. The record is from RefSeq and is a predicted model, not a curated record. Gene Ontology annotation, biological process: protein phosphorylation. Gene Ontology annotation, molecular function: protein binding; ATP binding; JUN kinase kinase kinase activity.